Phytophthora infestans T30-4 is the source of this 3372-nucleotide messenger RNA. RefSeq names its product sulfatase-like protein. NCBI's taxonomy places the organism in Eukaryota, Oomycota, Peronosporomycetes, Peronosporales, Peronosporaceae. Bases 1 to 3372 code for a protein of 1123 amino acids. The transcript is spliced from 4 exons. The record is from RefSeq and is a predicted model, not a curated record.
AUGGCUGUGAAGUUGGAAUCGACGCAGUUUAAAAUCUGGAAGGAGAAAGGUAAAACGAGCGAUGAGUUUUUUAAGAUGCUUCGUCUAGACACCGACCAGAGUAUCGACACACUGAAGAGCCCAGGCCUAGUUUCAUGGUUCUCGUACGUGAAAAAAAUUAGCGAAAACCCGACCGAAGUGCUGUACCGAAAAUUGGAAAUACGUUUUAGCGAUGCAGAGAUACUGAAGAUGUUUUUCGCUGGGAGGAAGGACGGCACUUUAAAGUUUUCGUUGGGUCCAAUGGUCCGCUUGAUCAAAGGCAAUUGGCUGGGUCAAAAGAAAACUGCAGAAGAUGUCUUCACCGAUCUCUCCCUACACAAAGAUGGCAUUAAUUUUUUUGAAAACCCGAUACUGGUAACUUGGUUCACCUACGUAAAAAUUAUGCACCAGGAGGAAGCAGACAACGUGAUGUCGUCGGUGAUGACGAAAUAUUACGACGAUGAAACAGUGAAGAAGAUGGUUACCCACAGCUCGAUAACAGGGAAUCUUAAAGCCACGGCAACACAAGUGGUUUCUGAACUGUGGUUGCGCGAAGGAAUGUCAGCACACGAGGCUUUUAAGGUUUUGAGGCUAAGCGGGAAAGGCGACAACGCCUUAUCGGAUCCCGCAUUUGGUACAUGGGUCUCAUACUUUAACAAGUUGCAACGCAAGAAGAUGAAUCAAGACGAGUACGCUAUUAUAGCGGAGCUAUCAAAGCAUUUCGAUAAUGACCUAAAUCUUGCACGAGCACUUAAGGCUGCAAAGACCAAGCUUCAGAGUAAAAGCUGGAUUCCGCGUGAAUUAAAAAAAUACCAAGACCCAAGAGCUGUUCCGGCGGCAUUGUCUUCAAUCAAUUACCCUGGUGCAGAGAUCUCCAUGGACUCUACUGCGUCUCCUCGCCAACAACUCGAUGGACAGUCAACGAGGCUUCGGUCUCCCAUUAUCCGCCCGAUACACGCUGACACUUGCGCUAUCGAGCUGGAUACGAAACUCCCUCGUCGGUGUAACUGGUCAAUUGAGAGCUUUCGAGAGGUGGACAUCGGGUCUCUUCCGUGGUUGGGCUGGCUAUUCAUCUACGCUUUCGUUCAAUUCUACUUCUCCAUCAGUCGAUGUCUCGCACUUAAAGCGCUAGUGAUAAUGCACGGGAGUGCCACGGACUACACGGCAUUCGUCAAGAUAUCAGCGUUGAGUCUCGGAUUCUUCGAGGAUUUCGUGUGCACCACGUACUUCGCCACCGCGUUGUGGAUAUCUGAUACUCUCAAGCAGAUAGUGGUGGAGCGAUACGGCUCAACGAGUGGAUUGAGGCUAGAUAUUGCUGGAAAGAUUGCCACAUUCACGGUCUCGUGGGUGUUGUUUAUGGCAAUGAUGGCGCCAUUUGUAGCUGAUAUGAUGUUGGUGGUAUACCGAGAUAUGCGCUUCUCGUUCCGUCUCCUCGCCUCUUUGAUCAAAGAGAGGGAAUACCUCAAAGCCGCGCCGAUAUCAACGGACGAGGUCCAGACAGCUUACGUGACUGCAGGCUACCUCUUCGUUAUUGCUUCAUUAUUCGCGAUAGUGCGAGUCUGGGCCAAGUGGGCAGAUCUCACACUCUGGAACCCGACGCAGAUAGUACUGAAUCCCGUGAAUAACUCAACAAUCGGGAAAUUAUCCAAGAGAGGUGCAGGAGGUGUCAAGUACGACGCACUUGGUAGAGAAACUUCAACAACACGAUACCAAGUUGUACGCGUUGCUGUCGUCAUCACGGGUCUUGUGCUGCUGCCUGGGAUUGCCGUGGCAGUCCGGAGCGCUUGCUCGCCGCUCGUGGCGUACGCAGCGUUGAACGUGACACUGAACGAGUUGCUUCUCCACAUGUUCGAACCUGCCCCCAUGGAGGUAAAACUUGCAAACUUAAUCGAGAAUUUACCGUGGGUGGAAGAGUUUAUCGACAAGGCCGAAGAACAUGAGCGCUUUGGAGAUGAUACACUUUUCAGACGCACCACAGGAUUCAAAGGAGAGCUGGCCUUUAACAUUUCUAUUGACAACGACAAUCCGCCAAAUGUUUUAAUCAUUGGAGUGGAAUCUUUCCGGUACCGAGACUCGCGGUACCUCGUCGGAGAGGAAGACCCGUCAAACCUGUUCAAAGGCUCAAAUUUGACAAUAACGCCGAAUUUCGACCGAUGGGCGAAGCGAGGCGUCGCCUUGCGCAAUAUUUGGUCCAGUAUCCCCACGAGUCGGUCUCUGGAGAGUGUGUUGUAUGCGCAAGUCCCGUAUCACAGCAACACAGAGACCGGGAUUACUGGAGGAAAGAGAAACACCAAGCUCUCGGGUUUACCGCAAUUAUUCUCUGAAAAGGGAUACGAAACCUACUUCACCACGGGAUCAACGUUAGGAUUUGAUAAUUGGGACACCUUCCUGCCCUCGCAUGGCUUUGACAACGUAUGGGACGCCGACAAAAUGAAGAGAAUGGCGGAAAACAAUUUUAACAUCAGAAGUCAAGACUGGGACAAUGACGAACACCGCGGUUUCAGCUGGGGUGCCCAUGAUGACCUCAGCUUUCGACUUUUAGGAGAUUUUCUACUCGAAAAUAGAGCAAAACAGGUCGAAAGGGCCCGACAAGGAGAGCCCAAAGUGCCCAUGUUCGUCACGCAUUACACCAUUUCGAGUCAUGAGCCUUAUGACUCACUGCCCAAGUGGUACGAAGAGUCCGAGAAACCAGACUUUUCGGCCAUGUACGAAGGUGAACAGCACGCAGACAGGAUCAAAAGGUACAUGAACGCGCGGUAUUUUACCGAUACGGAACUCGGCAAGUUCAUGGACCGCAUGCACAACCAGGGAUUCCUCCACGACACCAUCGUUGUCAUCUUUGGAGACCACGGACAGGCACCCGAGGUUGACAAGUUUAACUUGCACGAAGAGUCUGCGACGCGCGUACCUGCCGCUAUCAUUGCUGAAGGGCGAUUGGGUAAUGCUGUGGGGCUUGUGCUUAAUGACGUAGCCGAGCAGUACGAUCUUCUAAAUACUCUCGCAGACAUUACUGGGUUACCGAAGGGAGGAUUCCAGCAAAAUGGCGUCGGUCGGUCACUGAAGCGUAAAGCUUCUUCCAAAAAGCAUGUCGUGUAUAGUAACGACCCGCUGCGCAAGAUGGCGAUUGUACGAGGCCACGAGCGUCUUCGUUAUGACGAAAUUACAGACUCAAUGAUGCUGCACGACACGGAAACGGACUUCCACAUGACAACGGAUCUGUUACCGCUCCUUAAACCAGAAGAGCGUGCUGAGUGGGAAGCUUUGCGAGAGGAUGGACGUCGCAUUACCGCAUACUUCAAGAAGCGGUGGGACGAGAACUGUCUCCUCGCAGUCCAGUGCGAGAGCCUUAGUUGA